This is a messenger RNA of Orbicella faveolata, 3134 nucleotides long. RefSeq lists its product as uncharacterized. Gene Ontology annotation, molecular function: phosphatidylinositol phosphate binding. The record is from RefSeq and is a predicted model, not a curated record. Gene Ontology annotation, cellular component: endosome. Gene Ontology annotation, biological process: intracellular protein transport; vesicle organization. Lineage: Eukaryota; Metazoa; Cnidaria; Anthozoa; Scleractinia; Merulinidae.
AAACGUUUUUCACUUAGUAUCAGCCUUGCAGUCUAUUGUUCUCUGAUGAGUCUGGAGUUUUAUUUAAACGGAUCAAGAAAGUCACGUUUUUUGCUACCCUGCUCGAUUACCAGCCGCUGUUCGGAAAAGGAGCCCGCGCUUUUUAGACUACUUCCCCCGAAUCAGGAACAGUACGUAGACCAAGCGGCGGAAGUCGAACCUAUCUUUUUUCCUGGGCGUGAUGCGCCAAUAUUGCCACUUGCCAACACUUGUCACUCACAAUCAACAUUAGAAGCCAGCAAGCUUCGACUGUAGAGGAAGUCUAUAAGUCACAGGCAGCGAAAGAUAAGCAAAGAGUGGGCCGACAAAAUUUGUUUGAUUCUGCCGAAAAACAAAUCUUGCAUGCCGUCACUCAAAAGUCAACAAACUAUUUGUUAACAGCAAAAUGUUCAUCACGCACGCAAGAAAUUUUAAAGACACCUUCUAAAAUUAGUUGAAAGAUAUGUCGCUUGAAUAUAAUUGGCUUAUUACCAGUAGUCGCCCAGUCCCCUGUGGGCGAGAAACGUGAUCAUAAAAUUUCGAACAAUUCGGCACAUACUUGUGGGAAGGACUUUGACCUGAGUGCAUCGGUUAAUGAAAUUAAAAAGCCGCAGACUAUACAAGAAUCAAUGUUAGGUUUUCUUCUGACGCAAUGAUGCUUGAAGCAACUACGUAAUAUUGAAGAGAUGGAAAGACCCUUGUUGACCCGUCUUUUGUUGUCGCUUGUUAUUGCCAAUAAACCGAGUUCCAUCGUCCAUUGCGUCUGGUCGCCCCGUCAAUGGUUUCACCACUGAACUGGUUCAGUCAUCUUUCAGAGAAUAUUUUAACGUUUCCUAUGCGUAUUUCAGGCUAUUAAUAUUUCGGGCACAGAUAAAACGAGAUUACAGUUGCAGCGCGUGACAAUCUUCACGUGUUCGUACCACGACAUUCCAAAGCCAUGCACAGUAUCGCAUUUCAUUCCCGGUACCUCAACCGAGGCUGAGAUCUCGAACAGGGCAUAUCCAAAACUAAAAUAAUCUAACAGCAUGGCCUUAAGAGAGAAUUCCGCUUCACGAUUCAUUUCUAUCCACGUCCGUAAUCCUCGCACCCACUUAUUGCAUGGAUGGCCAGUUUAUACGGACUAUGAGAUCGUAGUUCUGACAAACAGCAUGAUCUUUGCAAAGCAAAGUACACAAGUCAGAAGACGGUUCUCGGAGUUUGUGUGGUUGUGGAAACAUUUGUCAAGACAUAGUUCGCUUGCACUCCUAACCCGAAUCACGCAAAUUCUCGCGGACUCUGCGUUCCACCUAUUCCUUCAAAGCACUCUUACAGUAAAAGAGAUGGAGGGUUUCAUCAGUGGAAAAGACAGUCGGGAACUACUGGACAUCAUUGAUCCACAAGGUAUUGCUCAGUAUCGUGAAAACAAGGACAGGAGAUGUACGUGUCACUCCACGGGAGACAGCGGCUUCUCGGGCAGUGUACAACCUGACGACGCUGAAGAAAAGAGAGGCAUUCUCGAUGAUGUUUCGAGCUGGGUAGCCUCGCAGCAGAACUAUGUAUCAAGUGGCCUGAUGGGAAAUGGUUGGAGUUCAGGGUACACCUGUCAAGCGCUACGAAAAUCGCGAUCGAGCUUACAGCUUCGGGCGCACUGUCCAGAUUGCUCGGAAAAACAGUCAAACCCGCUCAACCGAAGACUAAGUCUUUCUCACAACGUAGCAUCUGUGUUGCCAGGUGGACAAUUAAUGAUUGCCCCCGCGGGUGUGAAAAACCCCAGGGGCAGUGAAACAGUUGGCGAGAGUAGUGAUGGCGUAUCAGGCGAUUCCAAACAUUACGAAGGCGAUGACGAGACGGAAUUUAAUUUGUCAGACUAUGAGGUUGUUAAAAGUGAACCUUUUAUCCGAGUGCGGGAUUGGCUAAACUCUCAAAAUGAAAAUUCCCUUGCUGGUGACAGAUACGACAGUAGCGAUGACGAGCAAGACACUCUAGCGGCUUGUCCAGACGAUGUGCGCAUGAAAGAUUACGACAUAAUUAGCGUUCCUUGUUCUGGUAAAACUAGCAAGUGUCCAUCAGCAACAAGUAUGGGUUACUUGAGCAACGGACAAGCGGAAAGUAUGGCCGAAAGCGAGGCUGACAAGCAAGAGGACGGAGACAAUGACUCAGAAUUUACUGUUCUUCAUUCUUCAAUUGGUGGCCUUGAUUGGAGAGACCGAGAUGAAUUGUCAUCAUCGUGUGAAAGCCUACAUUCCGCGGCUUUGUUCUUGACUUUUGAUGUCGUCGAGAUGAUAGAGCUGCAUUACAAUAACGUUGUGUGACUAGAAUAGUUUCAUGUGACCAGAAUAAGUCGGUGUCCUGUGACAUUGACUAUAACGUCGUCCUUAGUCAGUCGGUAACGUUGAUAGCGAAUUGAUAACAACACAAUAUCAUCAUUUGAAUAGAAUGCUCUUUGAUCAUCUAGUAACGCGCCAUAUUGACGACUAUCGACUUUCCAACCUGUUUCUGGAAACUACGACGGUCUUGCCGAGAUUAGGGUCCCCCCACAAAACAAUUCAUCAACAUGUAUAAAACAAUUCCUUGAGACCGCUGAACAUCAAACAGAACGAAUUUUGUCGUCGUUUGAAGCGUUGUCUCGUACCAUGUUAGACUAAACAGUUUGUAUAGAAGAAAAAGAAGAACAGAAAUUAGAGUAUGGCACUAAACGGGCAAAAGGUGUAGGUAUCGCGUGUAGACAGCGUGUGGGCGUCGCGUGUGAGUACCGCUUGUGGGCAUCGCGUGUAAUUGCAUUAUUUGGAUUUGCAAGAUAUAAAUACUCUAGAGUGAUAUGAUAACCUACGUAGCUGGCGAAGUUGACUACUCCCUAUUCUUCACGCGGCUUCGCCGCUCUUUUCAGGCACUCAGGCGUGGAUCGGUUAAAGCACUCGUGCGCGAAAUGCCGCCAGUUACGCGGGCCACACCGUUUAUUGCAAAUGAAGUUAUCCAUGCUAGAAUUGAGUGACGCCGAGCUUAAUGGCAGGCGUUACGAAAAUGAGAAUUGUUUAAAUAGGAUUGAAAAACUUGUCAGCACAUUUUUAAAUAUAUAUAUGAAAGAGUUGAAUGUGUCCAAUGUGGAUUGAAAUAAAGGUGAACUGAAGUUGAAUCAA